AUGCGAGUGACGGUAAUCUCCGGCCACUCGCCGUUCCUCCCGCUCACGUCCCUCCCGCGCGCCGCGGCGCAGACCUGCGAAGUUCUAAGCUCCAACCCGUACGGCCUCGCGUCGCUACCGAUACACCAGGACUAUCCCGGAAGCGACUUAGAAUACAUAGACGGACCAAUCACCGCGGAGGAGUGUCAGCGGCGAUGCUUAAGCUACGACCGCGAGCAGUGCAUCCUAGCCGUCGUUGGCGACGGCGGCGCGGGGUGCGCGUUAAAAUCCGCCGUUAAUCGCCAGCCGGCGCGCAGCCCGGGCGUCGCGGCGUUCGCGCUGCCGUGUUUCUCGUCGUCUUGCGUCAACACGACGACCAAUGGCAGCGCGCUCUGCGCGCCGUGCCCCACGGAUUUCUCCGACCCGAACGCGCCGCGAGCCAGCUUCCGAUGCAGCGACUCGACCUCCAUGGGUUUUAUUUCACCCACCAACUCCUCGUGGGAGCUCACGGGGGAACUAGUACCGGACGAUGCAAUCAUUGAAGACAUCGACGCCACUGAGUGCGUGCGGCGCUGCCAGACCUACCCGGGGCCGUGUGUUACUGCGCAGUACAUCCCGGGUAUGCAGCGGUGUGUGCUCAAGAAGGAGUAUGGCACAGCAUUGAGCAAUGCACCGGGAUUCCUGGCGUUUGUAAAGAAGUGUGCCGUGGAUAACGGGGGGUGUGGGCAGCAGCUGUGCCAGCAGGGGCAGCCCAACACAUGCAUCGACCCCAAGAGCUACGGGUUUUGGUUCAAGGACAGGGACACGGACUACACAGGUCCGGAAGUGGGAGGGGGGGAAGGGUUGGAUUCAGACGCGUGUGUGCAGCGGUGCCAGAAGAACGACAAGUGUGUGCUGGCCCAGACCGACCCCAAGCGGCUGAAGUGCUGGCUCAAGGGUGCGGGAUGGUGGUUUGUGAAGAACGACAAAUGUGGCUCAGACGGAUCCCAAUCGGCUCAAGUGCUGGAUCAAGGGCGAGGGGUACAGCCCGGUGAAGAUUGGUAA
Closterium sp. Yama58-4 is the source of this 1023-nucleotide messenger RNA. The record is from the annotation of a GenBank genome assembly. Lineage: Eukaryota; Viridiplantae; Streptophyta; Zygnematophyceae; Desmidiales; Closteriaceae.